Molecule: messenger RNA, 1795 nt
Organism: Scleropages formosus (Asian bonytongue)
Lineage: Eukaryota; Metazoa; Chordata; Actinopteri; Osteoglossiformes; Osteoglossidae
Product: myoblast determination protein 1 homolog
Exons: 3
Coding region: 305-1168 (287 amino acids)
Biological process (GO): positive regulation of myoblast differentiation; positive regulation of skeletal muscle fiber development; muscle organ development
Molecular function (GO): RNA polymerase II cis-regulatory region sequence-specific DNA binding; DNA-binding transcription factor activity, RNA polymerase II-specific; protein dimerization activity
Source: RefSeq, a predicted model, not a curated record
GCCGGCGUAGCCCCGAGCCGAGCGACAUCAGCAACGAGCGCAGCACCCCGGCCCGAGGGCACAGCGUGGGCACAGUGGGCACAGUGGGCACAGACUGGGCGCAACCCGGGCGCAACCCGGCCGGCGUCGUUCCGCCUUCCGCCGCCGCCGCCGCCGCCGCCUCUGAGUCUUUGCUCCACCAGCACCAGUGCAGUCAGCGACUGUCAGUGUCACUCAGCCGGAAGGAAGAAACGGGACGGUCGGACAGCGCAGCGCAGCACAGCACAGCACAGCACAGCAGGCAGCCCGGCCGGCCGGCACGAUCAUGGAGUUCGAGAGCAAGGCUGCAGGCAUGGAGCUGUCGGAUAUCCCCUUCCCGAUCCCGCCCGCGGACGACUUCUACGACGACCCGUGCUUCAACACGAGCGACAUACACUUCUUCGAGGACCUGGACCCGCGGCUCGUGCACGUGGGCCUGCUGAAGCCCGACGACCACCGUCACCAUGGCAACGACGCCGAGGACGAGCACGUGCGGGCGCCCAGCGGCCACCACCAGGCCGGCAGGUGUCUGCUGUGGGCGUGCAAGGCGUGCAAGAGGAAGACGACGAACGCGGACCGCAGGAAGGCGGCCACGAUGCGCGAGCGCAGGCGCCUCAGCAAGGUGAACGACGCGUUCGAGACCCUCAAGAGGUGCACGUCGGCCAACCCGAACCAGAGGCUGCCCAAGGUGGAGAUCCUGCGCAACGCCAUCAGCUACAUCGAGUCCCUGCAGGCCCUGCUCCGGGGCCACGACUCGGACAGCAGCAGCUUCUACCCGGUGCUGGAGAACUACAGCGGGGACUCGGACGCCUCGAGCCCCCGGUCCAACUGCUCGGAUGGCAUGCCGCCGAUGGAUCAUUUCAGCGGCCCAACAUGCGCGUCCAGGAGAAGUAAGAGCUACGACAGCGUCUAUUUCAACGACACCCCCAAUGAUUCCAGAGGUAGUAAGAACUCCGUCAUUUCCAGUCUGGACUGUCUCUCCAGUAUCGUGGAGCGCAUUUCCACGGAAAGCUCCCCCGCUGCCGCGCUGCCGGAGGCCUCCGACUGCAGCCCCUGCUCCCCCGCAGGGGGGUCCGUCCUGGGCCUCCAGUCCCCCCCCAGCUGCCCCCAGGCCGCGCAGGACCUGGACCCCAUCUACCAGGUUUUAUGAAGGACCUCGGGAAGAAGACACAUUCUUAAUCGCAGAUAAAUUCCUUGGAAACAGAAGAAGAGAAUAAAAUGAAGUUACAAUUGGGGGUGCAACGAAAAUGCAUACUUUCUUUUUUUUUCUUUUUUUUUUUUUUUCCCCCAAGCUCAAAAUCAUUGUCUAUGUUACACGAAUGAGCCGCUCUAAUUUUUGUCAUGUAAUUUCCUCUUACCCAGAUUUUGCAAGUCUCAGUCACAGAUUUGUAUGUUUUGCCGUUUCACAUUUGAGGUUUUCAUAUUAAUUUGAACUGGUUUCACCGUCUGUUAACGAAUCUCUGCCGUCCAGUCACACUUACGGUUUUCACACAUUGCGACUUUCUCCCAAGACCAUUAUUAUGAACAACAUUUAUAUUGUGUCACUGUUUCGCUUGUCUUCAUAUUUGUCACCAUAAGAAUCAUUCGUAAUUUAAUGUUCAAUACGAGGACCAUUUUUGUAUAUUUGUACAUAAGAGCUGGUUGGUUAUGACACUAUUUAAUGCUGCUUGUUGAUGGCGAAGCUUGGUUUGUUGUGCCAGAUGCAAAUUUAUAUUUAUAUAUCUUAAAACUGAGUUAAUGUGGACGCUUCAAUAAAAGAACGAUAUUUAUACAGAUU